AUGAUAUCAUCUCCUUGGACGUCAUUAGAUUCUACCCCAGGUCGACGUGUUUUCUAUCGCCCACUCGGAAUCACCGAAUCAUGCUUCUAUUGGGAUAGCGUUUUUAACGGCACAGCAGAUUCCACGGUGCAUGUGCACCUUCGCACCAUACAAACAAAUGACCAAGACAUUUAUUCACAACCGAAUGUCACGCGCUCCUGGGUGUCUGUCAAAAGACGAUUUCCCCUCAUUGCGGCUGAAGUGCUAGAGCACGAGUCUGGUUUACGCUUCAUUCUGCGCGAGGAAGCGGUCACAAAUCUUGGACCUGAUGAUGUCAUAUUCAAGGAGGUCAACUCCCUUCACGACACCGAAUGCUUCAUAAACGACAUCAUGGAUGGCCCGCGACUUCUUUCAUCCCAGUUACUUGCUCGUGUCUAUAUUUUGCGCCGAACGGACAAGAGUGGCCAUUUCCACAUCCUAUUCAUGGUCGCUCACUGCGUCGCGGAUUCACCGUCUAUGACCACUGUGCUUAGGACGUUCAUAGACACGCUGGCAUCUCGGAUUGAACCGCCGUACAUUCCUCUGGGCGAAAGGGUGCAUAUGUAUCAGCCUUUAGAGAGCCGUUUGGGUCAUGGGGAUAUUCCGCUUGUCAAACGACGGUGGAGGCGGGCUUUAGGCUAUGCAUUGUUCACGGUGUGGUCAUCCAAAUUCAAGGGUGGCCACACACUCCCCGGAAACUUCAGGGAAUCCACACCUCUUACUCCCGCUAAACCACGCAGCCACAUCACUGCUUUUUCUACCAAAGUGUCAACAAUCAUUCUCUCCAAUUGCCGUCGCCAUAAAAUCACCAUGAACGCUGCGUACUAUGCUCUCAGCCAAGUGGCCUUGGCACGCGUUAUAUGUCGACGGUACCUGAGGGGCCAGAUCUCGGAAGAAGAAUGGGAGUACAGGAAGCGCCAACCCAUGCACAUCUUCGGGAUGUUGAACUUGCGCCCAUACCAAGACAAGGAGUGGGCAGAGACGGGCGGCUCAGGCGAUAUCGGUAUCAAUAUCAGCUUCUUCUGGUACACGCUUCCGUUCAUGCCCCUUGGCGAGAUGUCCAAGGGGCAUGCUAGCAAGCUGGAACUUGUCGAUGGGGCACCGGACUUCCCGGCGCUCAUGUCUUUUGACCGGUUUCUUCUCCGGUGCGCUAAUGUGAAGGCACAAGCCCAGAAGAUGUUUAACCACCCGCGGUUCGCUGAUAUAUGUACCGCUGGACACAAUCGUGUUGCUUUAAGGAAGGCAGUUGCUCUGAAGUGGCUAGAGACGAAAGAUAGCGUUCUCCCAGACGAUGGGCAUGAAAGUGUGAGACCCGUCCAGUCUUUGAACCCGAUUGUCACGCAGAUGGGAUCCACCCUAGGCAACAUUGAUAACGUGAUACCCUUGGACUAUCCUCUACAUGCUGAUCACGAGCUGUCACCCCUGUGCAGGACGCCCCACCCUAAUCGUGCCGGUUAUCCAGCGUGGUCUCCCCCUGGUGAUGCUCUCAAGGACGCCAAAACUCCGCGACUCCAUGUCGAGUACGUGCGCGCUUAUCUUCAUUCGCACCCUGCGGAGCUCUAUCUUGCGGCGUCUUGGCGCCGGCGGUUGCAAUAUUUUUUCUCCUAUGAUCAGCGCGUUUUCGACGACGAGACCAUACGGGAGUGGAUACGUGAGCUCAAGGAUGCGACGCUGUUUUAUCUGGGCCAGUCUCAUGACGAUAAAACGCCUGUACAGAGUAAACUCUAG
This is a messenger RNA of Suillus paluster, 1746 nucleotides long. RefSeq lists its product as uncharacterized. The transcript has 3 exons. NCBI's taxonomy places the organism in Eukaryota, Fungi, Basidiomycota, Agaricomycetes, Boletales, Suillaceae. The record is from RefSeq and is a predicted model, not a curated record. Bases 1 to 1746 code for a protein of 581 amino acids.